Molecule: messenger RNA, 912 nt
Organism: Cyphellophora attinorum
Lineage: Eukaryota; Fungi; Ascomycota; Eurotiomycetes; Chaetothyriales; Cyphellophoraceae
Product: 3-hydroxy-3-isohexenylglutaryl-CoA/hydroxy-methylglutaryl-CoA lyase
Exons: 2
Coding region: 1-912 (303 amino acids)
Biological process (GO): L-leucine catabolic process; ketone body biosynthetic process
Molecular function (GO): hydroxymethylglutaryl-CoA lyase activity
Source: RefSeq, a predicted model, not a curated record
AUGGCCUCGACCGCAGAGAUCCUAGAGGACAUAAUGACACACCCACCACCUGCUCCUAAAGCUAUAGCAUACAAUUAUCUGGUCCCCAAUAUCCGCGGGCUGGAAAACAUGGUCAAGAUCAUUGAAGCCAGAAGCGGCAACAACACCACCGUCCAAUCCCAGGACGCAUACCCAACACCUCCCCCAUCACCACAGCCAGACUCAGCCGCGCCCAUAACAUCCUCCUCCGACCCCAAUCCCAUGCCUUCAGACCCUCCCGUCUCACCUGCCCACAACAACACCCACGAAAUCAGCCUCUUCGCCGCCGCAACCGAAACCUUCUCACACAAGAACACAAACUGCAGCAUCGCCGAAUCCCUCUCCCGCUGCACCCCCGUCUUGGACCUCGCCCGCCAACACAACAUUCGCGUGCGCGGGUACGUCUCCGUCGCACUCGGCUGUCCGUACGAAGGUCCCGAUACAGAUCCACACAAGGUCGCCGAGCUGACUGCGAGUUUGCUGGAAAUGGGGUGCUACGAGGUAUCGGUAGCGGACACGACGGGGAUGGGGACGGCGCCGAAGACGCGGAGGUUGUUAAAGGUGUUGAAGGAGGCGGGGAUAUUGGAUGAGGAUCUGGCGUUGCAUUUUCAUGAUACGUAUGGGCAGGCGCUGGUGAAUAGUGUUGUGGGUUUGGAGAGUGGGGUGAGGGUUUUUGAUAGUAGUGUUGGUGGGCUGGGGGGUUGUCCUUACAGUAAGGGGGCGACUGGUAACGUAGCGACCGAGGAUCUUCUGCAUCUGGUGCAUAGUCUGGGCUGUGAGACUGGCAUCGAUAUGGUCAAAAUGGCCGAGAUUGGGCGAUGGAUCACAGGAGAGAUUGGCAAGGCGAACGACAGUAGAGCUGGUAAGGCUACGCUUGCACGUUUGGACCUGUAG